GCCUGCCCGGAAGGGGAGGCCACAUCAUCUCCAGCAUUUGUAGUCAGCAAAACCUGGCACAUCAGCCCCCAUGUCUAGGAAACAAGCUUGAGCCUGCUGCCUACGGAUCAGAUCUCCAGUCGUAGGAGGGCCUGCCAGGCACCUGGAGGGCAAACUUGCUGGGAAGGAACUUCUUCCUAUGGUAGAGCUUGAACCCCUGCAACUGCCUCACCUAUCAUCCCGGCCAAUCUUAACCCUGUGCAGGGCCAGGCUAAGAUCCUAUUUCUGUUUUUCCUAAUGUGGACUAAGCACUUGACAUCCCAAGCACUGUCAAAGAACCUGUGUUAAUUUAGUAGAUAAUUGCUACCAUUGUUUCUGUAUUCGUGAGGGAGCUAAAAUGCUCUGAGAGUAUAUGUUUAGUACUGGGGAAGGGUUGGGGGAGGGAGAUCUCAGAUUAACACACAUCCCAUAAUUCACAUAGCAGGGCUCUCCAAGGUCGGAAAGUGUUCUACCACUGAGCUAUACGGUAGCCCCUAUAUCGUAGUCUGUGUCUGCCUGGGCACUGGCUCGUGUCUUCUCUAAGCUCUGCUCACUGUUGCCUCGGUAUCGGGUCAGGUAAUGGUGGAACUAGCCUAAACUGGGAGUCGGAAGGUGAAAAAGGAUGUGCUCUCACUGUUCCACCCUCCAUCCACACGUUUGCCAGAAAGGAGAGCAAUGCCCUGCCAGCAAGGAGGCAGACCCAGAGAGGUUAGGAUGAGAGCCACCCCUUUAACACAGUCCUGCCUGUUACCUCUGAAGCAAACUGAGGAAAGUGUAUGAAACCCGCCUGGCCUUGGCCUGCAGGAGGCAGGGAAGCUGAGGAGAGUCUAAGGAGUCUGCCAUUGCUCCACACAUGAUGUUCUCAUGCAAGAAGUAGCUGGUCUACAAGUCACCCUUGGCUAAACACUGACAGAUUGCUUGCCUUGGUUUUGAGAUAGUGUCUUGCUUUAGUCUAGGCUGGCCUUGAACUUGAUAGGCAGCUCAACCUAAACUCAAAAAUCUGCCUUGGCCUCGAGGUACUGGGAUUACAUGUAUAUACCACUGUAUUUAGAAAAUUAUUUACUGUGUGUGAGCAUCUGCCUGCAUAUGUGUCUGCACCGCAUGUGUCUGGUGCCUGCCGAGGGUGGAAGAGUGUUGGAGCCUCGGGAACUGGAAUUACAGGUGUUUGUCAAGCUUCCGUGUGGAUUUGGAACUCAACUUGGGUCCUCUGGAAAGAACAGGUAGUGAAGAAUCAGUAAGCAAUCUCUCUGGGGCCCUAAGCAUGUUUUUAAGAAGUUAGUGUGUCUAUGUGCGUGUGGCCGUGCGCUGAAUAUCAUGGUGUGUGUAGAGUUCAGCUUGCAAGGAUUCUGUGUCUGACAUGUCAGUCGGAGGAAUCAAACCCAGGUAGUUGGGCUUGGUGGCAAGUGUCUUUGUAUGGUCCUGGUGACAGCUGGCCAUGUGCUUUCAAACCCUGGGAACCACGCAGAGGGAGAAACUGCUCACAAGUUGCCCCCUCUCUGGAAUAAAUAAUUGAAGGGAUGGUAAUAAGAAACAGUCUUCCUCCCAGUCCAUUUGAAGGGGCUUUACUAUUAUCCUAUGUAUAGGAGGGUUUUGUCUGCAUGUGUGUUUAUGUACUCUAUGUGACUGGUGCCUUGGGAGGGCCGAAGACAGUGUCAGAUACCCUGGAACUGGAGUUCCAGAUCAUGGUGUGAACUGCCCUACGGGAGCUGGGAAUUAAACCAGGUCGUGCAGUUAAUUGUUGCUCCAUCUCUCCAGAAUCUCCCAGGCACCCUUAAACAAUUAAGUUCUUCAGGUAAGGCACAAACAAUUUCAUUGUUCAAAGUCACUGGAGGAACUAGGAUUUGAACUGGAAGAGUAUGGCUGGUAAAGAGCCAGAGAGGGGUAAGGGCCACACAACCACUGGCCCCAAGCUAAGCGCUGUUGGCUCCCUUCCAGCCCAGGAAAAGUAACACCUGACUCGAAGCUGACUGGAGGCGGAGCAGGGGUGGAGCCAGGGAGACCCAGGUGGCCUUUCUGACAGCCUGAGCACUGAGUGGCCUGGAGCAGCAUGAGGCAGAGCUGGAGACCAGAGCUGCUUAUUGUGGGAGCUGUGGUCGUGAUAGAGGGUCUUCAAGCAGCUCAGCGUGCAUGUGGGCAGCGUGGCCCUGGCCCUCCAGAGCCCCAGGAAGGCAACACAUUACCUGGUGAAUGGCCCUGGCAGGCCAGUGUGAGGCGACAGGGUGUACACAUCUGCAGUGGCUCCUUGGUGGCAGAUACCUGGGUCCUCACAGCUGCUCACUGCUUUGAAAAGAUGGCCACAGCAGAACUGAGCUCCUGGUCCGUGGUCCUGGGUUCUCUCAAGCAGGAGGGGCAGAGCCCGGGGGCUGAGGAGGUGGGAGUUGCUGCCCUGCAGUUGCCCAAGGCCUAUAACCACUAUAGCCAGGGAUCAGAUCUGGCCCUGCUCCAGCUCACCCACCCCACCGUUCACACAACCCUCUGCUUGCCCCAAUCCACCUACCACUUCCCCUUUGGAGCUUCUUGCUGGGCCACUGGCUGGGACCAGAACACCAGUGAUGUUUCCAGGACCCUGCGGAACCUGCGCCUCCGUCUCAUCAGCCGCCCCACUUGUAACUGUCUCUACAAUCGGUUGCACCAGAGGCUGCUGGCCAACCCAGCAAGACCUGGGAUGCUCUGUGGGGGUGCACAGCCUGGGGAACAGGGACCCUGUCAGGGAGAUUCUGGGGGACCUGUGAUGUGCCGUGAGCCUGAUGGACACUGGGUCCAGGUUGGAAUCAUUAGUUUCACAUCAAAAUGUGCCCAAGAGGACACCCCUGUGCUGCUGACUGACAUGGCGGUACACAGUUCAUGGCUGCAGGCCCAUGUUCACAAGGCAGCUUUCUUGGUGCAGGCCCCAGGAGUUGUGAAGAGGAGUGACGAGAACAGCUGUGUAGCAUGUGGCUCCUUGAGGAGUGCAGGACCCCAGGCAGGAGCCCUUUCUCAGUGGCCUUGGGAUGCCAGGCUGAAGCACCACGGGAAGCUGGCUUGUGGUGGAGCUCUGGUAUCAGAGGUGGUGGUGCUGACUGCUGCUCACUGCUUUAUUGGGCGCCAAACCCUAGAGGAAUGGAGUGUAGGACUGGGGGCUGGACCAGAGGAAUGGGGCCUGAAGCAACUCAUUCUGCACGGGGCCUACACCCACCCAGAAGGCGGCUAUGAUGUGGCCUUCCUGCUGCUGGCUCAGCCUGUGACAUUGGGCCCUGGCCUAAGGCCCCUCUGCUUGCCCUAUGCUGACCACCACCUGCCUGAUGGUGAACAUGGCUGGGUUCUCGGGCUGACCCAAAAAGCAGGCAUCAACUACCCCCAGACAGUACCUGUGACAGUCCUAGGGCCGAUGGCCUGUAGCAGACAGCAUACAGCUCCUGGGGGCACAGGCAUCCCCAUCCUGCCGGGGAUGGUAUGCACCACUGUCGUGGGUGAGCUUCCUCACUGUGAGGGCCUCUCUGGGGCACCACUUGUACAUGAGGUCAGGGGCACGUGGUUCCUGGUUGGACUGCACAGCUUUGGAGACACCUGUCAAAGCUCUGCAAAGCCUGCAGUUUUUGCAGCACUCUCUGCCUACGAGGACUGGAUCAGCAAUCUAGACUGGCAGGUCUACUUCGCUGAGGAGCCAGAGCCUGAGGCUGAGACUGGAAGCUGCCUGGUCAACUCGAGCCAACCAGCCAGUUGUUGACUGCUGACUCUAGUUUACCACAGGAUGCCAGACACGCCAGACAACUCCCACAUCAACACCCAGUUCUACACUCCUGCCCCUCCCCUCCCGGCCUUGUGGUUCCCAGCCCUGAGGCAGGUCCAACAGCUGGCUGGCUGGCUGAGAAAGAGCCUGCCCAGAGAUGCUUUUCAUGUGUGCCAUGACCCCGCCCCCAAGCUCUGCUUUCCAACAGAGAUGUCUCCAGUAUUCCCUAGCCAAUCCUUCAGAUAUAACCACACCAGUAGCUGUUGUGAAAAAAAAUUUGUUUUUUUUUCCCCCUUGAGGGUGGGGGGGUUUGGGGAGCAAUUUUCCUUUUUUAAAACUUAAAUUGUUACAAAAUAGAUUUUAGAAAAUAAGUUACAAACUAUAGUAAAAGGCUCCCCUGCCACAGGCAGCUUUCACACCAGUGGUUCUCUCUGAUCUGCCUCUCCCUGGGUGAGAAUCUGGCUAUCUCUGCAUUUUGGCAGAGUCUGGCCCUGGAAAAACAUGGUGACAAAGGGUUGGGAAGGAGAUCCUUCAUCCUUCAUGGGCACAGACAUGAAGACUACCUCAUGCCCUUCUCGGGGGAAAAAGCCAGAUUAGGGUCCUCUUCGUGGGAAGAGGAGAUGGGGAUGCCCAAGCAACUCCUGAGCAAAAUGUGGAGAGCAAGCCUCUCCCUGCCUGCACCCCAUACUUCAGUGAACUGUUCUUUGGAGACCUGACGUUCAGAGGGAGAGACUGAGGUCCGCAGGCCACUGGGGUGAGGGGUUUGGAAGCGAGGCUGUAGAGGAGUCCUCUCUGCUUGCUGCUGGUGCCACUGAGGCUCCUGCGGAGAGAAGGAGAGGACACUGAGGGAGGCCUACACCACCUCUCAGCCCUGCAGGCCAUUCCUGGCAUGCCCUGAGAGCACAGAGAAGGGCAAGAGGCUGAAUGAAUAAAUGGCUAAGCAUUCAA
This is a messenger RNA of Mus caroli (Ryukyu mouse), 4675 nucleotides long. It is a transcript of the gene Prss53, whose product is annotated as serine protease 53. The record is from RefSeq and is a predicted model, not a curated record. Gene Ontology annotation, molecular function: serine-type endopeptidase activity. NCBI's taxonomy places the organism in Eukaryota, Metazoa, Chordata, Mammalia, Rodentia, Muridae. Gene Ontology annotation, biological process: proteolysis.